Molecule: messenger RNA, 1284 nt
Organism: Geosmithia morbida
Lineage: Eukaryota; Fungi; Ascomycota; Sordariomycetes; Hypocreales; Bionectriaceae
Exons: 2
Coding region: 1-1284 (427 amino acids)
Biological process (GO): inositol phosphoceramide metabolic process; sphingolipid biosynthetic process
Cellular component (GO): inositol phosphoceramide synthase complex
Molecular function (GO): inositol phosphoceramide synthase activity
Source: RefSeq, a predicted model, not a curated record
AUGGCCACCAGCGCCCUCCUCGAACCCCUUGUCGUCGUCACCCUCCUCUUUGGAGGAUCCUACUUCAACCGCAACAAAGACUACGACUUCUUCAAGGGCAAAUCGACGAUCACGAGACAUAAUGCAAGCCACAAGAAGGACGAUGACCACCUCAAGCGCUCAUCCUCACCCGAUGGAAGCGACUCCGACACCAACAGCUGGAGCGGCAGCAGCUUGAACGCCAGCCUGGCCCCCCACGAGGUCCCCACGCUGCGCCGCCGCAAGGUCCAGUUCUUCGGAUACCGUCGUGUGGUGACGACGCCCAACACCCUCGUCUUUAAGGACAGGCUCCUGAGCCGUGUCCUCCAAAAGUUCCCUUUCCUCGCCGAGGCCUGGUACUGGGCCCUCAUCUACUGGGUCUACCAGGUCGGACGCGCCUUCACGGCCCUGACCCUGGUCGAGGGCACCGUCGACGUCGCCCGCCGGCACGCCCUGCAGCUCAUCCACCUGGAGCAGUAUCUUGGCAUCUUUAUCGAGCUUCCCAUCCAGCGCUGGUUCCUCGGCCACCCCACCCUCAUGCACUGGAUCAACAGGGUCUACUCCUUCAUCCACAUCCCCGGCACCAUCUUCUUCCUCGUCGUGCUCUUCUACCUGACCACGACGCGCAAGCGCCGUCUCGCCGCCGGUCGCGUCUCCUCUGACAACAUCGCCGCCGGCGCCGCCACGUACGAGGCCCGCCGCCGCACAAUGGCCAUGUGCAACCUCCUCGCCUUUGUCGUCUUCACCCUCUGGCCCUGCAUGCCCCCGCGCCUCCUCAGCGACCCCACCUACCACGGUGCCGAUGCCACGGAGUCCAAGAGCUACGGGUUCGUCGACACCGUCCACAGCUCUGCCGGCGAGAGCAGCGUGUGGACUACCAACAAAUUCUGCAACCAAUACGCCGCCAUGCCUUCCCUCCACUUUGGCUACUCCCUCCUCAUCGGCCUCACCAUUGCCACCCUCCCCAUCACCGGCCUUCGCCCCUCCUCGCCCAAGCGCAUCGCCAUCAUCGCUCUGGGAAUGUCGUACCCGGCCCUCAUCCUGACCGCCAUCGUUUCCACGGCUAACCACUUUGUCCUCGAUGCCGUUGCCGGUGCCAUAGUCUGUGGUAUCGCCUGGAACGCCAACGGCCUGCUCCUCAACCUGUGUGUUCUCGAGGACUACUUCCUCUGGUUUGUCCGCAUCCACAAGCCCGUGCACUACACCGAUCCGGAGACGGCCGUCGACCCUGAUUUCCAGAUCCCUCUGCUCUCGGAGGGUGUCUGA